AUCUCCAUCCAGGAGCCGCUCGUAUGGAGGGGCUGUGCCGCCCGGACUGCGUGGACAAGAUGAGCACGUCGAGCCGCCUGGGCCUCAACAGCCUGGGCCGCAUCUGCGGGAGCGGCCCGGGCCGGGACGCGGCGGGGGCCAAGGGCAAGAACUCGGUCAGGCGCUUGUCCAUCAUCGAGGACGGCCGGGUGGCCGAGGUGCUCUACCUGAUCCCCAAGCGCUGCGUGAUGGAGCAGCUGCCGCUCCUCAAUCCCCACGACUACGUCCUGUGUGAGAAGUUGGCGGCCAUACCCGCCGAUGUGUCAGUGCUUCACGCUCGCCCGCCUGCGGCCAAGCGGGUCAUCGAAUGCGUCAAAUGCGGGGGGGUCUGCAAGGGCGAGGUGCUGCGAGUCCAGGCCAGCCACUUCCACAUCGCCUGCUUCACCUGCAAAGUUUGCGGCUGCGACUUGAGCCGCUCCGGCUUCUUCGUCAAGAGCGGAGAGUGCCUCUGUCCGCUGGACUACCAGAGGCUUCACGGCACCGUCUGCGACGGCUGCGGGGCGUUUGUGGAGGGAGACGCCGUGGCCGUCCUGGGCAAGACUUACCACCCGAGCUGCUUCGUGUGCACCGUUUGCAGGCGAGCCUUUCCUGCCGGCGACUGCGUCACCUUCAGUGGCAAAGAGCGCAUCUGUCAGCGCUGCGUGGACCCGUCGACUCCUCCGCCGGCCGGCGCGGGAUCCGUCCAAGACUGCCACGGCUGCCGUCGCCGCAUCAAGAACGGUCAGGCGUUGUUGGCUUUGGGCGGCCGCUGGCACCUGGGCUGCUUCAAGUGCGUCGUCUGCAGAAAAACGCUGAGCGGCGAGUACAUCAGCAAGGACGGCGCUCCGUACUGCGAGCGGGACUACCAGCUUCGCUUUGGGGUGCGGUGUGACACGUGCCGGACGUUCAUCGCGGGCAAAGUCCUCGAGGCCGGCGAGCGACGCUAUCACCCGGAGUGCGCCCGGUGCGGCCGAUGCGAGCGAACCUUUGCGGAGGGCCAAGGCAUGUAUUUGCAAGGAUCCAGCAUGUGGCACCCGGACUGCGGAGAGAGCAGCGGAAACCGCGACGGCCGCAGGUCGACUCCAGCUUUGUCGGAAAUCUCCCGCUCCGGACCCGCCUCGCGUUCGCCCGGAAGCCCCCCCGGACGCUCCAUUUGUGCUAAAGUAGAUGACCGGAUGAUGGAUUACCGAGACUUGGCGGCCAUUCCCAGAGUCAAGGCCAUUUAUGACAUUGAGCAUCCCGAUCUGAUGUCCUACAAGAGCGACGGCACCGGCGGAGGCGACGCGCACGACAGGAAAAGCUCGGCGGAGUCUCUGGCAAAUGUCUCGGGGACCACAGAGGAAAGCGACGACUUGAGGAAACGCAUUCCCAAAUCGGCGAGCGUCGGCUCUUUGGGCGUCGGCUCGUACGGUCGUCACGGCUACGCUCCGACUCGGUCGCCGCAACACUUCCACCGGCCGGUUCCCGACAGCGCAGACCCCGGCGCCGGCCAGACGUCCUCUUGGCCCGCGUACGCUUGCGACCGCCUUGGUCCGCCACAAUCUGCAGAGUUCCUUCGGAGCAGCGGCGACACGUUGAGAGAUUUCCAGCUCCUCCGCGACGGUCCGCAUCCGUUUGCACGAAUGGACCGAGGAGUGUCGAUGCCUAAUUUGCUGGAGCCAAAAGUCUACCCGUACGAAAUGCUGACGGUUGCCAACAGGGGACGCGUGAAGCUUCCCAGAGAGGUGGACAGAACCAGAUUGGAGCGUCACCUGUCCCCAGAUUCCUUCUUUGAUAUCUUCGGCAUGGCCAUCAAAGAAUUUGACCGCCUUCCGCUUUGGAAACGAAACGACAUGAAGAAAAAGGCUCAUCUCUUUUAAAAUGUCUUCAUUGCACUGUAUUUUCUUUUCAGACUGCUAUGAUUGCAACAUACAGAAGGGGGCGGCAGAGCAGCACGCAUUAUUAUUGUUGUUAUGAUUUGAGCGCGCGUGCUCACGUUGAAGUAUUCCGAGUAUUCUAAAUGAUCGGAGCUAAAGGUUGAAUCAUAGGAAUGUUUGCGCGUAGAAUGUCAUGUUUGCGCAAUGUGAAAGAUCUCAAUCGGUCUUCCGCUGAGCAUUUCACCAUUGUGACGUGAAUGCCUCAAUGUGUAUUUGCCUUGCAAAAAUGAUGAUUGAAACAAAAGACUGAGUAGGGAUUUACAUCGUGCUACGUUUGGGGUCUUUUCUUUUCUUGACUUGCUGCAACAAUGAUCAUACGCUUCCCAAAAUUAUUAGGUCUGCACAAUUGAAAAAAAAGAGUUGAUUAGCUGUCAUAACAAAGGGCGCCUACAUACUCUUAUUGUGUGAUGCUACACAGAACGUAAUCCUGCGUUAUGAGGAUUGUCGUCUCAAAAUCAUCGUGAAUCUGGGCCGUCAAGCUAAAAAAGAAUGAGUUACGGUAUUUUUCACACAACUCUGCUCAAGCGGCAUGAAAAUAAAAUGAGCUGAAGUGUC
Hippocampus zosterae (dwarf seahorse) is the source of this 2489-nucleotide messenger RNA. Its product is annotated as actin-binding LIM protein 1-like. Gene Ontology annotation, biological process: cytoskeleton organization; cilium assembly; lamellipodium assembly. The coding region runs from base 24 to 1877 and encodes 617 amino acids. The transcript is spliced from 19 exons. Lineage: Eukaryota; Metazoa; Chordata; Actinopteri; Syngnathiformes; Syngnathidae. Gene Ontology annotation, cellular component: actin cytoskeleton; stress fiber. The record is from RefSeq and is a predicted model, not a curated record. Gene Ontology annotation, molecular function: actin filament binding.